Molecule: messenger RNA, 855 nt
Organism: Cladophialophora carrionii CBS 160.54
Lineage: Eukaryota; Fungi; Ascomycota; Eurotiomycetes; Chaetothyriales; Herpotrichiellaceae
Exons: 3
Coding region: 1-855 (284 amino acids)
Source: RefSeq, a predicted model, not a curated record
AUGUGCUGCAGGCUCUCCGAGGGUCCCGAACACUGUGCCAUCACGGUCGGCAAGGACCACGAUUCAAGCAUCAGGUUCCUGUCCACGGGCAACGACGACAGGCAGGAGUUUGAGCAGCUGCCCGCCAACGCCACUUUGAACCGCGUCCUGUUCGAGGUCGCCUCGUCGCUACAAAACGACGUCUUUAUCGUCUUCCCCGCCAUCCCCGGCAUGUUCCUCGCCCUUGGCGUGGUCAUGUAUAUCAUUUACGGCGCGUUGAACAAACCCUGGGUCGGCCCCGCGUCUUCGUGGAGACAGUCCCAACGAAACCGCCGACUCGACAUCUUGCGUCUAGUCAUGCUUGUCCUGAUUGGAGGCAGCAUCGUCUUCAGCUUCGCGGCCGCGGUGUCGAAUUCUCAAAUGUUUGCCGCCGUGCAGCUGGCGACGAGUCACAACAAGCAACAGCCGGGCAUCUUCCAGGUCACCAAAGGCAGCGCCGCGCUCGCGCUGCAUUGGCUGGCCGUGAUCUCCACGAUCGGCUUCUUCAUCGGCAUCGUGAAGACACACGUCGAGAUCAGCAGCGUCCGCGUCAAGGUCAACCCCGAAGAUACGGCGGGAACGUCGGGCGCGCAAUCUUUCCAAGCCAAUGGCGAAACCAUCGAGCGAUCGUCAUUGCUCAAGGAUGCCGAACCUAUGGCCAUGAAUCCAGCCGGACUGGGACCACAAGCCCCAAGUGGGGCUGGAGCUAUGGGUGGAGCCAUGGGCGGAGCACGCGGCGGAGCAAUGGGCGCUCGAGGAGGCCGAGGGGCUCCCAUGGGACGGGGCGCCAUGGGUAUGAGAGGAGGCGGUAUGCGCGGCAGAGGACGAGCCAUGUAA